Molecule: messenger RNA, 322 nt
Organism: Racocetra persica
Lineage: Eukaryota; Fungi; Glomeromycota; Glomeromycetes; Diversisporales; Gigasporaceae
Source: the annotation of a GenBank genome assembly
GAAUGAGACUGAAUACAACUAUUGACUGUUCUUUUGGUCUAGGCUUAAGUGACACAGAUCAAAAUCAUAACUGGUUUCAAGAUGUUAGACUACAUCAUCCCGAUCUUAGCCUCAAUGAUGUGAAAAUAUUUGUGCACCAAUUUUGUAAUAAAGAAAUUAACAAUGUUAAAAUUUCAUAUAGUAAAACUACAGAUUAUCAAACUUUAAACAAAAAGCAGAUGAAGAUACUUAAACGAAUUGAGUCGCACUACAAUGUUAUUAUUACAGGUGAUCAAAUUGAGCCACUCAAAAUUAUUGUCAUGAGAACAGCAGAGACUAGCAA